AUGGACGCCGAGUACCCGGCCCUGGAGCCCCCGCUCUGCGGCGAGCUCAAACGCCUGUGCAAGCGGCUGCAGGAGGCGCUCCACGAGCUGAGAGAGGACCUCGCGCCCUUCCGAGAUGACCGCUACUACCGGCUGGCGCCCAUGCGGCUCUACACGCUCUCCAAGCGCCACUUCGUCCUGGUGUUCGUCGUGUUCUUCGCCUGCUUUGGCCUGACCGUCUUUGUCGGCAUCAGAGGACCCAAAGUGAUCCAGACUUCUGCAGCUAAUUUUUCACUAAAUAAUAGCAAAAAGCUAAAGCCCAUUCAGUUACGUUCAAAUCCACUGUCGACGUAUAAUCAGCAGCUGUGGCUGACGUGUGUGGUUGAAUUGAAUCAGUCAAAAGAGACCUCCAUUCAGACGAGCUUCCCCUUGACGGUGAAGGUGGACGGUGUCGCUCAGGAUGGAACCACGAUGUACAUUCACAACAAGGUCCACAACCGGACCAGGACGCUCACGUGCGCAGGGAAAUGCGCGGAGAUGAUCGUGGCUCACCUCGGCUACUUGAACUACUCGCAGUACACCGUGACCGUGGGCUUUGAGCACCUCAAGCUGCCCGUCAAGGAGAUGCACUUCACGUGGAAGACUUACGACCCCGCAUUCUCCCAGUUGGAGAUCUGGUUCCGAUUUGUCUUCGUGGUGCUCACCUUCAUCGUCACGUGCCUGUUUGCACACUCGCUGCGGAAGUUUUCCAUGCGGGACUGGGGCAUCGAGCAGAAGUGGAUGUCCGUCCUCCUGCCCCUGCUGCUGCUGUACAACGAUCCGUUCUUCCCGCUGUCCUUCCUGGUGAACAGCUGGCUCCCGGGCAUGCUGGACGACCUCUUCCAGUCCGUGUUCCUGUGCGCCUUGCUGCUCUUCUGGCUCUGCGUGUACCACGGGAUCCGGGUGCAGGGAGAGAGAAAGUGCUUGACUUUCUAUCUGCCCAAGUUCUUCAUCGUCGGGCUGCUGUGGCUGGCGGCGGUGACGCUGGGGGUGUGGCAGACAGUUAACGAAUUGCACGAUCCCAUGUACCAGUACCGCGUGGACACGGGCAACUUUCAGGGCAUGAAGACCUUCUUCCUGGUGGGGGCAGCCGUGUACAUCGCCGCCCUGCUGUUCUUGGUCGUGCGGGCCUGUUCCGAGCUGCGCCACAUGCCGUACGUGGAUCUCAGGUUAAAGUUUUUGACAGCAUUAACCUUCGUGGUGCUUGUCAUUAGCAUCGUCAUCCUUUACUUAAGGUUUGGAGCCCAAGUAUUACAAGACAACUUUGUAGCAGAACUGUCGACCCACUACCAGAACUCAGCGGAGUUCCUGUCUUUCUACGGCUUGUUGAACUUUUACCUCUACACUUUGGCCUUCGUGUACUCUCCGUCGAGGAACGCGCUGUAUGAGUCGCAGCUGAAAGACAAUCCUGCCUUCUCCAUGCUCAACGACUCGGACGACGACGUCAUCUACGGGAGCGACUACGAGGAGAUGCCCCUGCAGAACGGCCAGGCCAUCCGCGCCAAGUACAAGGAGGAGUCGGACAGCGACUGAGCGCCCGGGGCCGCGCCCGCCCCGCCCGCCCCGCCACACUGCAAGCCGAGAAUCCCCGUUCCUCGUGUGUUUACGUUUUUAAAAGGAAACCAAAAUGGAGAGCAAAUCUAAAUCGGCCAAGUUUACGUCAGGGCAGCUCCAUCUGUCUGGGAGGGGGGGGCUAAGUGUCAACAGCCGGAUCCUCUCUGCAGAGGUUUCGGGUGAGAGGUUUCCAUGGUGACAAGGAAAUCGCCCAUUUUCAGUAGAAUUGCUUACCGGCACACUCCAGCUCCUGGGCAGCCCUCCCGGCCGGGGCCCGGCUAGCAGCCCUGCUCUCCUUCCUGCCUCCCGGAGCUGGGCCCGUGGCUUGUUUUGACCCUUUCGUCUGUGCCUGAGUGGGGCCGUCCUGCCUGUGGGCGGCGUCUGCAGACCCCUAGUGACGACGGACCACUGGCAGGGUGGCGGCCAGGCCUCAGCCCGGGCGCUCCGACGCAGCAGGGUGGCGCUGGCUCUCCCCACAGGGAAAGGCUGCAGUAACCUACCGGUUCCCAGCUCCGGGCUGGCUCUGAAGGUUGUGUUGAAGGACAGUGUGUGCCCCUGUGGCUGGGGUGGACAGCAGGGGAGCUGCCUCCAUUCCAGUCAACAGCAAUUUCUGCGAACUGUUGAACGUGAGAUCCCGUGAGGCUUUAUUUUUAAAUAAAAGCUAAAUAAGCGAUUGAUAGAUUAUUAUAGAUUCCUUAUUACCAAAAAGAUUUUCAGUUCCCCAUUUGGAAACUAACUGAAAAGAAAGUGAAUGGCUUACGGAUAAGCACCUGUGGGUGGGAAGUCACUUGUCUGGAAGUCUCUCCUGGCCGUGAGUCCCGCCGUGGCCGGGCGCGCAGGUGCACAGCUCCAGAAGGGACGCUCAUGGUGCUGCUGCAUCUCGGGCAUCCUAGGAGGCUCAAAGACUCCACGUGCAAGUGUGGUGCGGAUGACCUGCCCGAGGCGCCUGACUCGGCGGGAUGCCGGCAGCCGUGGUGACCGGUGAUGCAGAGGCCCGGGAGGACCGUCCGCUCCGCACACAGCGCCUGCGUUUCCAUCUAUGCAUUCACAGCUCGUCACUCAGAGCCGCAAGUGACAGCCACUCCAGGACCCUGGGCCCCGCAGGUGCAGAGGAAGCUCCUCCUUAGGGCUUCUCUAACUUAACGAUAAUGUGAUGGGACCUUCAUAUGGAUUCCAUUUAAUUUGUUUUAAAAGACUUGUAAAUAUGAAUGAAGCAGCUGUUAUGUAAGGGUGAUUCAAGUUUACAUGAUUUUUACACUUGCAACGGUGUGAGAUGACUUUUUUUUAUUCUGUGUAUUGCAAAAAGGUUUCUGUUACCCAGUUUUACAACUUCUAAUACGACUACUCUAACUAUGAAUAGUUGAUGUAGGAACGGAUGAAGACUGGCAAGUGCUGACUGAGGCACUCCAACACGUGACGUGGUUACAGGCCUUACGGUCACGAAGCCGUGUCCGGAUCUGGAAUGCUGCUGUUCACCAGAUGUAAAAGCUUCGCGCAUUAGCCGUGUGCAUUAGCACAGUGCACGUCACGGGUCUGUGUUCUGUGGGGCAGCAGGAAGCUGGGGCCGAGUCCUCACAUCCACCCUCCAGGGCAGCCGCGAAGUGAAACAGUAGUGUGUAUUUACUUUCUGUAACUAAAAUGACAAAGUGCUCAACAGGAAAAUGGUUGUUAAAUUGUGUGCUUUUGAUUUCUCCUCCCUGAUGUAGUAGAUAAGCAUUUUGCAUGCUCCGUGUAAGAACUGGCUUAGUGUGUGCAGCACUUAGCACGCCGGGUGACAGGCGUCAUGUGACAGGCGUCAUCCCUCCAGAAACUCGGGAGGGUGCCAGCUUUACUUCAAAGACAUCAAAGUUUCGCAGACUUGAGUUCUUCAUGAUAACGGCCUGACAUCACUGCUGGGUUUUUAUAUUGGUCUAGGGGAGUCUGGAGGCAUCCCAUGUCCCCAGGGGCCUCAUUGGCCACGUGGGUAAUAGGUCUGCUUGAUUUAUUAUUCAACCACUACAGCCCUGCAGUGGUGCCAUUCUCUCUGAAGCCCUGGUUGAAAGGCCAGAGAAGGGGAUGUAUAAAACGUAUUCAUGGUUGGUAAGGUUACUGCUGUACAUAAUUAAUAUUAUAAGUUUGGAUAACGUAGACCCGGCCCACUGAAUGGGCAGGUUAGCAGACAGACGUCACCAGCGUCGAGUAUUUCAUGGGCUAGUUCCUGAAUGCAGCUACGUUACCUAGGUUACAUGGUGGCCACUGACUUCUCAAAUCCUGCCCACAGCAGAAAUACAGAUGCUUACAAAGGGAUGGUGACGGGGGCUGCUCUGUCACCAGGACUCGGCCAGAGGCGUCAGAAACCAGCUGCCUUAGAGGGUCCUUUUGAAAACACACACACACACACACACUCAGAAGAGAGAAACCUUACCGCCCGGACAGAGGGAGUUGCUUCUGUUUUUUGCUUUGCCUUUGUUACGCUGUUUGUCUUUGUGCCGUGUUAGGCAUACCGGUAAGUCUAAUACCACACUCUGCAACAUUUUCUGUUAAGAAAACUGCCUUUUUACACACAAGCUGUACAUAUCUGUGAACUGAAACACUCGCCAUUACGCUCAAAAGGAAGGGGGGGGCGUGGCGUGGCCGUCCUCCGUGGGCAACAGGAAUCGCUGUCUGCUUAGGGCAAACUCGCCUCCUGGGAACGGCUUCAUUCUGACACUCCCUUUCUGCAAAUGGUAAUAAAUUUUUAUUAUU
This is a messenger RNA of Lepus europaeus (European hare), 4296 nucleotides long. It is a transcript of the gene TMEM181, whose product is annotated as transmembrane protein 181. NCBI's taxonomy places the organism in Eukaryota, Metazoa, Chordata, Mammalia, Lagomorpha, Leporidae. The coding region runs from base 1 to 1551 and encodes 516 amino acids. The transcript has 17 exons. Gene Ontology annotation, molecular function: toxic substance binding. The record is from RefSeq and is a predicted model, not a curated record.